Molecule: messenger RNA, 5460 nt
Organism: Closterium sp. NIES-65
Lineage: Eukaryota; Viridiplantae; Streptophyta; Zygnematophyceae; Desmidiales; Closteriaceae
Source: the annotation of a GenBank genome assembly
AUGCUUUUAGCGCCGCGAGCGGACAUGAUUCACAGCAACGAUUCCUCAGAGUGCGGCGCCAAGCUCCAGUUCGCAGCGCCUGAUUACAGACCUCCAGCUGGCCGGUCGCGCCGUAGAAGCUUCAACGAGCCUUCGUUCGAAUCGUGGCGCGUCAGCAGGCCAAUCUCAGACUCUGGCGCCUGUCUCGUCGAGCCUGCCGCUUACGACCCCUCCUCUCGUGCGCCAUCCGCGUUGUCCUCUCCCGCAGCUUCUGGGUCGUCGUCGCCUGUCGCCGUUCCUCGCGCGAGCAGCAGCAGCAACAGUCACAGAAGCCCUCCUAGUGCCGCGGUCGCGUUCCCCACGUCUCUCUCGUCUCCUGUCGGCUCUCCGCAAUUCAGCUCCUUCCUCUCGUCACUCUCCCCGCACCCGCUUCAACUCAACCACCCUAAUCCGCUCAUCGUACCGCCGCUCCCCUCGAGGAGUAUUGACUUCACCGUGACCGACGGCGCGUCGCGGUCGUCUUUUGAGAGCUUCGGCUCGACGGCUGCUGACCCUCUGUCUCCCGCAUUCACCACGAGUGCCUCCCCCCCGUGCCCCUCCUCCCCCUCCUAUCACUGCGUUUUCCCCUCGCCGCCUCCCAGCCCGCCAUCCGAGCGCCAUGACCUUACCCCUUUUCUUUUCGAGAAUCCUCAAAAAACAACAAUUAGCCCAUCCCUCGAGCCAUACCAGCCUAGUAGCCCCUUCCAAAGCGCCCCGCAGAGUCCUCACGGACGGGGGAUAAGAUCCCUCGGGAGCUCGCCACGUGGUAGUUCCGCGCUGACUGCGGAGAGUGAGCGGCUCGGCGGAAGCUGUCGCUGGACCGGCGGGCCAUCCAAUCCCCCCACCUCUUCCGCCUCCCCGGCCGGCGUUUCUUCCGCCUCCGCGCGCAGGCGCUCGAUGCGCCACCUCCCGCCGCUCGCGCAGGAGCCCCCUUCCGCCGCCUCGUCGUUCGCCGUCGUCACCGCCACAGCGGCAUUGGCGGAAGCGCGGCGGCUGAAGCGCGCAUCGUCGUCGUCGUCAGGACUCGAGGGGAAGGGCGGGUUCUCUUUUCACCAUCCCGCCGCCACCCCCUCCCCGCCCCUAGCAGCCCCGUCCCAACGGCUAAGCAGCACCCAUCCCCGCUUCCACCGCCGGCACGGCUCCGCUUCGUCAUCCUCCGGCUCGGGAUUGUUACCCGCCUUGGGAUUGCCGACGCCGCCUCGCGACUCCGCCUCGCGGCCGGCCGCGGUGGUUACGGCGGCGGCCGACUCCGCGGAACCGCUUUCUCCGGAGAGCUCCCCCACGCCGUCCGCUUCCUCUAGGGGGUAUUCUCCCCGUUCCGCGCUCUCCUCCUUCGGAGCGAAACCUAUUCCCACGCGUCGCAGUGGCAGCGGCGGCGGCGGUGGCAGCAGCGAUAGCAGCCGCGGAAUUAUUAGCAGCGGCGCUAUUCGCGCGUUCGAUCCGUUGGACGAAGCGAGCUCGCCGCCAAACGCUCUCAGCGACAACGGCGCCCUCUCGCUUUUCGAUGCGCCUUUAGCACAGCCCGUAGCGGGUGGCACGAGCCACGCCGUGUCGCACUUUCCCGUCGAUCGCGGCAGCGGCGUGAUGCGGGUCGGGCAAAGGGAGGACUCAUUAGUAGCCGCAGAAGAAUCGGAGCGCCGGGGCGCGAUCGAAACGCGUUACAGAAACGCGCUGAAUGAACCCCGCGGCACCGGCAGCGGCGGCGAGGCGCGAAAAAACCGGUUUCUGGGCGGUCCGCGCAAGUCGCGGACGUUCGACGUGCUUCCGCGGGGCGCGGGGGAGGAGAGCAACGGCGGUACUCCCGUAGCUUCUGGCCCAACGGGCUUGGGGACCCGUGGGGAUUCCAACCAGCGACGGGACGGGCAUUCCAUGGGGGACGAGACGGCGGCGACGGCGUUCAAUGGGGGAGUCGAGGGCUUUAAGAGGAUCGAGGGAUCUGCGGAGAGAGUGAUUGGUGGAGCGGGACCGUGCGCUGCUGCGGGCGCGGCGGCGGACCGGUAUGCGCGGCAGGCGCGAGGAGCAGGGCUGCAGCUACGGCGGGGUAGCGCGGGGCUCGCGGUGCAGGUGGAAUCGACAAAUCAUCAUUCUCAGCAGCAGCAGCAGCAGCAGCAGGUGUAUGGGAGCGGGCAUGACGCGGCGGCGGAAAGGGGGGGCGAGCGGGGGAGGCGGCUACUCAAGACGGCGAGCAGCCACCACCUGGAUCCCGCGCCGUCGCUCGCGUCGCCCGCGCUCCUCACGCCGCGCGAGCGCUGGCAGCUGCUCAAAAGCGGCAGCGGCAGGUGGGGCGGGCAGGGCGGCAGCGGGAGUACCAGCCGCGGUGGCAGCGGAAGCGGCAGGAAGGGGGAGGGGGAGGAAGCGGACGAUGAGCGCAGCAGAGAGAUUCCCCUGCUUUCCUCCCCUGGAGCGCUCCGCCCGUGCGUUCCCGCGCCAGCACAUUCCCCUACCGCCUUCCGCCGUCCGCCUCCCCGCUCUCCCCCCAGAAACCCCGCGAGCUGCGCGUCCCCUUGCGCCGCUGCUGGCGCCGCGGAAGAUGCAGCUGCAACGCCGCGCGCGCCCUGGCGUUUCACAAAGGCUAAGUCCGUCUCGACAGACGGGCCCGCAAUAGCGGGGAUACACCUGUCCCCCUCCCCGCCGCUCUCCCCAGGCGCGCGCAGGCACGCGCUGGAGCUUCCCCCGUCGCCUCCCCGCGCCCCCGCGGCGCACAGGCACCUCGCCUCUCUCAAGCUCUCCCUCGCGUUCCUAGACGCGCUCGACAGCCCCCCCGCUGCUGACGUGGCGCUGGGCGGCGGUGGCAGCAGCAGCAGGGACGCGGCUCACGUGCAGUGCCAUGCUGACGCGGACUUGCGCUGUGCUGACGCGGGCUUGCGCUUUGCUGACGCGGACAGCGACGUGGGGGGUGGGAGGACUGGUCAGGUGGGUGGGCGACUGAAUGGUCGCAUGGGCGGCAGCAUGACGGAUAUGUACGGACACAUGGAGAGCGUGGGAGUGGCGCCAGAGAGGGAGGUGCGAGGACAGCAGGCAAUGCAGGAGCCACGGCUGCAGCAAUGGCAGCAACGGCCGCAGCGCUCAUUGGUGGGAGAUUCGGCCGCCGUCUUGCCACAUGCACCACACUCAUCACACGCAUCAUAUGCUCAUGGCUUCGAUGAUGCCAUGUCAGCGCACUGGCGAAGAUCCAUGGGAGGGGCUGCAGACGUGGAGAGCGGGAGCAGGAGAGGUGGCUUGUAUCAGGAGCAGGGCGAUGGUGACUAUAACGAGAGUAACGAUGCCUGGGAGCAGAAGGCAUUGCACGAGAGCAUGGGGUGGGGCCGGGGCGGGCAGCAGUGGCGCGGUUGGCGUGAGCUGAUCCGAAGCAGCAGCAGCGGGGGGCCCAGCGACAUCAGCAUGGGUGGGGGCAGCAGUGGUGGCAGUGGGAGCAAAGGUGGCGGCGGUGGUGGUAGGAGUGAGAGGGAGAAUGAGAUGGAGGCCCUGCUGACGUCAUGCCACCUGCUGCGCCACUCUCUCGCCUCCUCUUCCUCCUCCUCCUCCACCCUCGCGGCCUUCCGCACUGCCCUCGCACAUGCUGAUGCUCACGCGAAUGCUCAUGCACGUGCGGGCGGCACGUUUGCUUGUGAAAACGCCACGAUGCUCAGCACCAGUAUCAACGCGCACGGUGACACUGAUACUGCUGCUGGUGGUGCAGCUGCAGGUGCUGCUUUUGCUGCUGCUGCUGCUGCUGCUGCUGCUGCUGCGCCACCUGCUGCGGGGUCGUUAUCUGGCCCGCUCCCUCGCAUUGCUCGCUCCAGUAAGUACUGCAGCCAAGGCAGUCAAGGAAGUCAACGCGGCCGAGGAAGUCAAGAAAGUCAACGCCGCCAGAGAAGCGGCAGAAUGACCCGAGUCAAGUCUGGGUCAUGCACGAGCCCUCUGGACUGUGUUGCUGGACGAGGGGAGGAGGAGGGGGCGUUGGGUGGCGCGGGAAGAGUGGGCUUUGGGCGGCUGGGGUCGAGAGUUGGGUUCUCUCCCCGGAGAAAUGGGCUUGGGAUUGGUGGCGCUAGGAAUGGGAGGAAGUGGGAUGAGGAGGAGGAGGGGGAUGAGGAGGGGGAUGAGGAGGGGGAAGGGGGAGAGGAAGGGGGGUGGGAAGGUGGGGAGAGCUGGUCGGGGUUGGCAGGAGCAGAGGGUGGGGGUGCGGAGAAAGAGUGGCGGGUGUGGCUGGCGAAAGGAAUGACUGCUGCCUCUGCUAGUGCUGCUGUUUCUGCUGCUGCUGCUGGUGGCACUGGCGGUGGUGGUUUUUCUGCAGCAGCUGCUGCUGCUGCUGCUAGUGGCGUUGGUGACAAUGCAGGUAACAGUGGUGGCGGUAAUGGCGAUGGCAAUGGCGAUGCGGAAAGCAGUUUCAGGGAGUGCGUGUUGGGCAUGCCAUAUGAGGCGGUGCAGAGGCGGUACCAUGUGGUGAGGGGGCGAAUAGGCGAGGGCAUGUUCGGCCGCAUCCACACGUGUGUGGAGCGGAGCUCGCGCCGCACGUACGCGUGCAAGUCCAUCUCGAAGAAGAAGCUGCAGUGCUUGGAGGAUGCAGGGGAUGUGCGGCAGGAGGUGGUGAUGCUGCACAUGCUCAAGGGCCACCCGCACAUCAUUGGUCUGAAGGAAGUCCUGGAAGAUCCCAAGUCUAUCCAUCUCAUCAUGGAUCUCUGUUCGGGCGGCGAUCUAUUCGACGCAGUCAAGGCCAGAAAGCACCUCCCCGAGCCGCUAGCGGCGCGGCUGCUGCAGCAGCUGGUGGGAGCGCUGCUGCACUGCCACGCCACGGGCAUCGUCCACCGCGACGUGAAGCCCGAAAACAUCCUCCUCGUCUCCUCGUCCUCCGCUGCCGCGCGCCGCACGGCCAGCAUGGGGAGCGGGGUCAUGAGCGCGAUGAGCUCAGCAGGUGGAGGAGGAGAGGGGAGCCACGGCAAUCAGCUGGUUGAUGAGGACGUUGCCGAUCACCUGGGUUCACUGUGGAACAGAGGAGCCACGGUGGGGGGCACAGGCAGCACGGGAUCGUUUCUUGACAGAGGGGAGUGCGAUCUGCACAUCAAGCUCAUCGACUUUGGCGUGGCUGCGUUCCUCGAUCAUGACGGCAUGUGCAGGCACACGGCGGGCACGACAGAGUACAUGGCACCAGAGGUGCUCUCAGGCGGGCGCUACUCCCCACAGGUGGACGUGUGGAGUGCGGGGGUGGUGCUCUUCGUCAUGCUCUCAGGGGUGCUCCCCUUCUGGCCGUCCCACCGUGAGGGGCGCUCCACAGAAGAUGCCGUGCUGCGCCAGCCGCUGCGGUUCGGGCAUUUCCGGUGGGCGGCGGUGUCCGGGGCGGCAAAGGACCUGGUGGCGAGGAUGCUGACGAGGGACCCUGACAAGAGGAUUUCCGCCUUGCAAGUGCUUGGCUCGGUGGUGGAUGGGUGGGUGUGGGUGGUAGGUUCGGUGAUGGGUGGGUGGUAG